AUGUCUACCGCCUUGGUUUGUGACUUUAAACAUCUGGCACGCGGUGAUGUCGCGCUGGUCGGCGGGAAAAUCUCGUCCUUGGGCGAGAUGAUCAGCCGUCUCGCAAGCCAGGGCAUUCCCGUGCCGCCUGGAAAAUUGGUAGUUUGUUGGCGGAAUGGCAGGCCGGGCGCGAGACCCUUGCCGAGACGGGCUGGGCAGUCCGUCGAUUGUUCAUCCGCGGCGAGUGGCCGGCUGAUGCGGCGGCCGCCAUCACCACCGCCUACAAGAAGCUCUCGGCCGAGGCUCGGAUUGAUAACCUGCCUGUUGCCGUCCGGUCCAGCGCGACGGCUGAGGAUCUUCCUGACGCUAGCUUUGCCGGCCAGCUGGAGUCUCGGUGUGCAGCAAAUGGUCCGCUCGGAUGCCGGUGGUUCUGGCGUCAUGUUUUCCAUCGACACGGAGAGCGGGUUCGACAAAGUCGUGCUCAUCAACGCGGCCUGGGGUCUUGGGGAGAAGAUUGUGCAAGGAACCGUAAACCCGGACGAGUAUCAAGUCUUCAAGCCGCUUGUGAACGACACCGGUCUGGUCCCCAUCAUCCAGAAGAAGCUAGGCGGCAAGGCGACCAAGAUGGUCCUUGGACGGAGUCGCCACCAGCCCACUCGCAAUGUUCCCACCUCCAAAGCCGAGCGCGCGGCGUUUGUUCUCACCGACGACGAGAUUCUCGCGCUGGCACGCUUGGCUUGCACCAUUGAGAAGCACUACGGCUGUGGGAUGGACAUGGAAUGGGCCAAGGAUGGCAUCACAGGCGAGCUGUUCAUCGUCCAGGCCCGACCCGAGACGGUGCACUCCCGUCAGGACCCUGCCGUCCUCAAAACGUACAGUGUCAAAAAGAAGGGGCGUGCUCUAGCCACGGGUCUGUCGAUCGGUGAUGCCGCGGUGGCAGGCCACCUCUGUCUCAUCGAAGACGCCAAAGACAUCGACAGGUUCAUCGACGGCUCCAUCCUGGUGACGGUGGCAACCGACCCAGACUGGGUGCCCAUCAUGAAGCGCGCGGCAGCCAUCAUCACAGACCACGGCGGCCGCACCUCCCACGCCGCCAUCGUCAGCCGCGAGCUUGGCGUCCCGGCCGUGGUGGGCACAGGCGACGCCACCUACGUGCUGCACACCGACCAGGAAGUCACCGUCUCGUGCGCCGAAGGCGACGUCGGUUUUGUCUACGAGGGCGUUUCCGACAUCACCACCACAACAGUCGACCUCACCGACCUCCCGCCCGUCCGGACAAACAUCAUACCCAAUCUUGCCAACCCCUCCGCGGCAUACCGCUGGUGGCGCCUCCCCGCCGACGGCAUCGGCCUGGCAAGGAUGGAGCCAAAUCGUCAAGCUGACGGUUGGGUACCCCCACAAACCGGAUUACUUUGUCGACAAGCUCGCCCACGGCCUGGCGGCCUCUGCGCGACUUUUUUCCCCAGACCGACCAUCAUCCGGCUCAGCGAUUUCAAGACAAACGUGUACGCGGGCCUGAUCGGCGGCGCUGAGUUUGAGCCUUUGGGAGAAAACCCCAUGCUUGGCUUCCGCGGCGCGUCGAGGGACUACUCCCCGCGCUACCGCGACGGUUUCGCGCUCGAGUGCCGGGCCAUCAAGCAGCUGCGCGAGGUGAUGGGGUUCACCAACGCGGUGGUGAUGGUGCCGUUCUGCCGGACGGUGGACGAGGCGAAGAAGGUGCUGGAUGUCAUGGCGGAGAAUGGGCUGCGGUGCGGGGAGGGAGGGCUGAAGGUUUAUGUCAUGUGCGAGAUACCGUCGAAUGUUAUCUUGGCCGAGAGGUUCACGGAGCAUUUUGACGGGUUUUCCAUCGGGUCGAAUGACUUGACGCAGUUGACUUUGGGGGUGGACAGGGACUCGGGGUUGUUGGCUGAUUUGUUUGAUGAGCAGGAUGAGGCGGUCAAGUGGAUGAUUGCGAGGGUGAUCCGGGUGGCGAGGGAGAGGGGGUCAAAGGUGGGCAUUUGUGAGCAGGCGCCGAGUGAUCACCCAGAGUUUGCGAGGUUUUUGGUCCAGGCUGGGAUUGAUUCCAUUUCGGUGAUUCCUGACAGCUUUCUUGCUGUUAAGAGACAUGUAGUUGAUAGUGAAAGCCCUGAGCAUUCCUUGCGUAGGUAUGUAUGUAAAACAUGUAUAUACAGCUCAUCUCCUCACUUCUUAUCCGUAAGCUCUAUCGUGCUCUUCAGCCGGUGCGCAGACCUAGCAAUGGCGGCAUUCUCGUCACUCCCCAGCGGCAUCUCAAUCGUCUUCAUGAUCCCCUUCCUCCCCAGAACCACCGGCAGGCUGAAACAGCAAUCGAAUUCCGGCUGGAAAUGGCUAACGGGUCUUACCUCCCUCUUGUCGAAGAGGAUCGAAGCGCAGAUACUCGCCACAACAGACCCAGUCCCAAACGGCGUGGCCCCCUUGGUCGUGAAGAUGGUCUCGGCUCUCUCUUUACACUCUUUUGCAAGCUCCUGA
Molecule: messenger RNA, 2466 nt
Organism: Podospora anserina S mat+
Lineage: Eukaryota; Fungi; Ascomycota; Sordariomycetes; Sordariales; Podosporaceae
Exons: 4
Coding region: 1-2466 (821 amino acids)
Biological process (GO): pyruvate metabolic process; phosphorylation
Molecular function (GO): pyruvate, water dikinase activity; ATP binding
Source: RefSeq, a predicted model, not a curated record